This is a messenger RNA of Chironomus riparius, 7190 nucleotides long. NCBI's taxonomy places the organism in Eukaryota, Metazoa, Arthropoda, Insecta, Diptera, Chironomidae. The record is from the annotation of a GenBank genome assembly.
AAAAUUGAGUGUCAAGUAAGAUUUAUAUAAUUUUGCACUACACAAAAAUUAAAUAACUGAGUAUUUGCGGUAUUUGCUCAAAAUUCAUCACUCCAAUAAAAAAUAUUUUAAAAUUAUAAGUUUGCGAAGAAAUUUAAAUAUGAUUCAUUAUUACUAAUUAUCGAUUAUAUCAAAAUAUUUCCGUAUUGAAUCAUUUCAUUUUCUUAUGUUGCAUCGUCCAAAACGUAACAGCAAAAUUUCUCUCAACUUCUGCAGCGAUUUUCGUUUCAUUUUCCAUUUCUCUCGACUCUUCUCUCAAUUUCUUUCAUCCACACAUUCACGGUCACACCACAUAACAUCAUUUCUUUUCUUUCACUAUCUGUGGCAUCUCAUAAAGUAUUGUAAUUUCAAUUCCAUCAGCUUCAUUCCGUUCGUAACCGUCGAGGUGAACAGUUGAGAAGAAAUUUUAAGCUUCAUACAUAGACAUCGUGCGUGUCGCGUGUAUUUGAGUCAUUACAUACUUCUUCCCCAGUAUAGUUCCGUUCUUUAGAUUGCAUUAAAAUUGCAAAAAAAAUAUAUAAGUUUUCAUCAAGAAGUAAAUGAAGAAGAAAAACGUGUUUUAUUACUAGCCAUAUGUGUAUGGCACUUGACGAUACAUACACACUCAUUUCAUUGAUUAAAAGAGCUUGCAGAGGAAGAGAAUUAUUAAUCGAGGUGUAAUUGUUUUUAUAUUAAAUAAAAAAAAUUUCUGUGUCAAAUUCCAUUAAAUGUGGUUAAAUGUGAAUGAGGAAAGAAGAGAAGAAAAUUAUGAAUACAAAUUGAAUGAAUAUUGUUGAAAAUUAUUUUUAUAAAAGGAUGUGAAAAAAAAAUAGUCUCAAGAAAAAAAAUGAUAAAAUUGAUAAAAUCAUAAAGAAGCCACAAAAAUUGUGAACGGAUUUUUUUUUAAUUGAAAGAACAAAAGAGAAAAUUCAACCACACCAAUCUUCAUUCUUUUAAUAGAAUUCUUGCAAAAUAAGUUUCGCAAAUUAUCGGUUUUGCUGAAGUGAAUAAAAAAAACCACAAAUUGGAUUAAUUUUGUACAAUAAAUUUACACAAUUGUUUGUUGGAAAGAAAGCUAACUCAUCAAACAAUCAUUACAUUUAAGGCAAAAUGAAGUCAAUUAUAGUGUUUAAUGUACUGCUUGCGAUCGCCCACGCGCAACUUGACAUGACUAGUGACAAGAAAAUGGAAUAUGAAGAUAAUAUUGCCGAGGAGUCGCAAAGUAAUGAGCGAGUAUUUAAAGACGUUCUUGGAUCAAAGCCAAUUUUUAAUGAUGGAAAACCAUUUUAUGUUCAGCGAGAUCCAACGACAGGAACUUUUGAUUUUAAUUCAAAGAAAACUGUUGGUUUGUCAAAUGACAUUCCAAUCAGCCGAAAAGAUGAAAUUGUUGGUGGAUCAAUGAAAGGUCAUGACAUCAACAGUAUUGGACACACAUUUCAUGACUAUUUAAACAUACCUGUUAAAUAUUCAUCAUCGAAAUUUGUAUAUCCGUUAAUUUCAAGCUCCUAUGCUAAUUUCAAGUAUCAAGGAAGUAACAAAAAUCAUCAAUCAAAUCACAAAAACUACACAUCGACCUUAGGAACAACAACAAUGUCACCAAAAUACUUUACACACAUUAUAACCUCAAAAUCAUAUACAGAAUCCACAACCAAAGCACCAGCACCGACUAGAAGAAUUUAUACAAUUUCAACAACUGAAAAACCAAAACCUACAACAUCAACAACUAGACAAACUAGUACAACAACUAAAAAACCAGAAACAACCACAACAACGACAACAACAAAAGCACCAGAAACAACAUCCACAUCCACAAAAGCACCAGAAACGACAACCAGCACAACAAUACAAAAGACAUCACCGACAACAAUCUACACAACAGAAAGUUCGGAAGCGCCAUCAACUGUAAAAUAUAGUUCAACAAUCAUUCAAUCAAAUCAAUUUCCAUCUACAUUCAAAAAGUAUGUCGACUCGUCAGAAACUCGAAAGAAAUUCACAACAAGAGCACCAGAACCGUCACCAACAAUGCCAGCUAAUCCAGUGAAAUUUUUGGAUGAUUUAUUACAAACAAUUGAGCGCAAAGAACAAACAACGGCAACAACCUAUCGACCUCAAAUUGAUCGCUUGUCAUUUGCAACAUCAAUGCCAUUAAGGCCAAGUGCUUUUAAGCCAAUGCCCACGGACUCAUCACAAAAAGAUCAUUCACAGAAAGUGGUAUUUGAAAAAGGCGUAGAUCCUGCUGCCAUGACACUUUCGGAAAUUUUCAAUUCCAUAGCUGGAAAUGACAAUUUGUCAGAAGAGAAAAAUGAAAUCAUUUAUGAGCCAGCAGAUUCAAUAAAUAUUGAAGUCAAGAAGCCAUUGCCAUUAUCUCCGAUUUCUACACUUCAAACGACACCAACUCCAUCAAUAAAUCAGCAACAACAUAAGACAUUACAGCAACAAAUGAAGGAACCACAAAAUGGUAAACCAAAUCAAUUUGUAGAUUUUUCAAAUAAUAAAUAUGCUGGAAGUCCACCACAAUCUUCUUAUGCUCCACAACAUACACCACAAUUUGGUAGCUCACAUAUUGGAUUCCCAGACGAUACAUUCGAUGAUUAUGUCGAAUUUGAGAAUCCAGGUGAUCAGUAUGUACGAUAUGAAGUUCAGAAACCUAAUUUAAAUGUUGAUAAAUACAAUCAAAUGCCAAUUCCAAAUAUGAAUAAUGUUGUCAUUUCUCCUGGUCAAAAUUCAGCAUCAUUUGUGCUUGGAAGUCAGCAGAAUGUUGGAAGUAUCGGUAUUGGUUCAAGUUUGGGUGUUGGAACUCCAACCUUCCCAGAAAACAAAGGACCAGUUAAGAUGGGACAAGUCAUUAAUGACGAGCCACCAGUUCGUGCUGGAGUCAAUCCAAUUCAAGCAAGUAUUCGUUUCCCAAGUGACAUUGAUAGUAACUUUGACAAUGCACCAAUUAUUAAGGGAACAUUCAAGUAUGAAGGAAGUACAGAAGCUGUUCAGCCACCACAAGCUUUAUCUCAAAAUCAACCAAUGCAAUUUAAUUCACAUGCUCACAACAAUCAGAAGCCACUAAUCUUCCCAUCAAGUGAACAGAAUGUCAUGCAAGCUGAAUUGAGUGUUGGAAUUCCAGCACCAGCACAACAGCCAUCAAAUCCGUCACAAAUUAUUUUCGAAAAUGUUAAUGACAUUUAUGAGAAAGUUAAUGAGAAGAAGAAGGCUCCACCAAAAGAAAUCAAAUCGAAUGAAUUACCCCCUCCAAUGAGUUUAGUUCCACCUAAUCAACAUCAAUAUAAUCAAUUCAAUCGUCAGCCUCAAUAUGGACCACAAAAACGUAUUCAAAAACCAAAUAUUCUUCCACAAUUCAGACCAAAUUCGAGAGUUUCACAAGGACAUCCACAUUACAGACCUGAAAUUGGAUCUGUUCGUGUUCAACAUCCUCAAUUCAGACCAUUUCCACCACAACAAGCAAUUCCAAAAGUUGGACUUCCACCAAUGAAUCCAAAUAUGAGAAGAAAUCCUCAAAAUCAACAAGGACCCCCUCAAUACUUUAACCGUCCACGUCCUCAAAAUGUCCCACAAAAUAUUCCUCAAAAUAUGGAAGCAAAUCGUCGCGUCUUUAAUGUUCCACCUCCUCAACAAUUUCCAUAUGCUGAUCGUUACAUGAAACCCCCACCGAUGCAACAGCCACCAACUUACUACCUCAAUAGACCAAUCUCAGCAAAUCCACCAGAAACUAUGCAAAUGCAACAAAGACCAUCAAUUAUACCGUACCAAGAUGUUGAGCUACAUAAGUCAUUGCCACCAACUCCAGCUAUUCAGACUAUAAAUUCAUCAGUUAAUGUCAAUACUGAAGAUGGAAGUGGCAUACUUGAACCUGUCAUAACUUUACAAAUGUUACAGCAAAAGAAACCUGGAUCUGCUAAAUUAAACAUCCCAUCAGUUCCAAAUGAAAUCUCACAAGAUUUGUCAUACCAGCCUUCAUAUCAGCAAUCAUAUCAACAGCAACCACAAGCAAUAAUGCCUCAAGCACAGACUCUCCAAACAAUCCCUAAGAAUCACAAAGGAGAACCAAUUCCAUACAAAAAUGAUCCAUCCGUUUAUGUUGUGUAUCCAGUCACAUCCAAUAAUUCACCAUCAGCACAAACACAGCAACAUGUUGACCUUCCAAAUGAAGAACAUCAUGAAGAAAAAUCAGAUGAAUAUCCAAUCAAGCAUGAAUAUCAAAAUACACCAUUUGCUGUCGUGUCACAUUUCGAACAGGAGCCAUUACUUAUGAAAAAGGAUAGAAAGAGACCUGCAUUCCCAUAUCAAAUUGAGAAACCAAAUCCACCACACGUAACUGAACCACAAAUUCCAGUUAAAUUUAAUGUACAACAUGUUCAUCCAGUGUAUAACAUCGGUGAAGAACCACACAAUCCAAUUUCAAGUAAAUUAACGAGAGUAACUGAGAAGCCGAUAGCAAUCGCAUACACGCCAACAGAACCAAAUAGAGUUUCACCACCAAUGAGUUAUUAUCAGCAUAUUCAACCACAAAAUCUCUACAACUCGAAUAAGUUUUCACUUCCAAAUUACGCAGGUCCAGUCAUUAGUGAAAUAAUUGAUGAUUAUGAUUAUUAUCAUAAAAAUCCAGCACAUCUCAAUGGCGGUGAAGAGCUUAACGAUUAUCAUAGACCACAUUAUGAUUUUGAAGCACCAUUCCAUGCAAGUGUGAGUCUUACACCAGAAGUAACAAAUCCAUAUCAAGGAUGGUCAAUUGUGACAAAACCAACAGAAUCACCGAACAAAAUCGAUCGAUCAGAUCACAAUCUUGUCGACUCAAAUGAGGAAGUAUCAACAAAAAAAUUCGAUCCAAAUGAAUUCCAUCCAGUUCUCGAAAGCGGAUUUCAGCCAAUUUACUCAUCAAAUCGUGUCAGCACAGCACCCGAACUUGUUCGUGGCGAGUCACACGAACUUUCAUCAUCAUUAGCAUUAUCACAGCCAACAACAUCAAUUAAACCUCAAUCAACGACACAGUCAACGUUAUUGAUAUCAUCAUCAUCUAAUGAAAAUAAGAAGAGAUUUGAAAGUGUCAGCACAAGUGCCCCAAAAGUGGCAGUUACAACGACGUCAACGACUGCGAAACCAAUUGAAAUUAACAAAGCUCCACAAUCAAUGGCAAUUGACAGUUUGGAAGCAUUAUUUGAUUCAUUAACACGCGAUUAUGAUGAUGACGAGUCAAACAAAAGUGAGAACGAGAGCAGAAGUCUGUGAAUAUAUAAUUGAAUGCUUUAUGAUGAGCAUCAUGAUCAUGAUGAUAAAGAAAGAAAAAGUUUUUAUUUUUCUCUCAAUUUAUUCACAUCAUUUUCAUUUUACUUCUUUACUACUCUUUAUUUAUUUUUUUGUAGACAUAAACAUGUUUUUAUUGUUAUCGAAGAACUUUUUUUCUAAGCUCGAAACGAACGAGAAGGGAAAAAAAUUAUUUAUUUAUUUAUUCCUAAUUUAUUCAUUGUUUAAUGUGCUUGCUUUUGUGUUGAGACUUUGGAUGUGAUUUGUUCUUGGAGAUUCUUUAAUUGAAUUGUGUCAUGCAAUGUUGUGACUUUAUACAUAAGUUUAAGGUGUCUUUUUAUACAAAAUGGCUUAGUCUUGAAUUAGCGGAUCUAAACAAACAUUAAGAGAACAUUAGACAUGAUGAAUUAGUAUAUUUACAGACGUAGUGUCAACUAAUCACAAGUUUUAAAGGACGUCCUAGAAAAAAUGUCAUUAAUGGAGCCUAGUUCUUUUCUAGUAGCCAGAAAAUUAAAAACAUAGUUUUAAGCAAGCUUAUAGCUAGGCUGUAUUCAUAUGAACUAGCUUCAAGCUUGCUUAGUAAUAAAUUUCAAUGAUUUUUUAGUUUUUAAAACUAGUUCCACUCAUGUUUACCUUAUGUUCCUUUAUUUGUACAUGUUGAUUUCGGGAAUGGUUGGUUGUAAACCUCACCAUCCCUAGCCUGAAUGUGGGGCUGCCACCUCACAAGCGAGGUUGUGAAAAACUUUUAAUCUAUUCUUUAAAGUACUUAUUCUGGCACAGGACUCGGUCGACAGCGGUGCAUUCAAAUCCCUUGAGCUAGUUAUUACCUAUUAUAUAGUGUUGAAAAACUAGUAGCUAUGAGUAGGUACUAUUAGUAUUAAAAAGCUAGCAGCUAUAAAAACUAGGAGCUUGAAGCUAGCUUCUUUAACUGAUAGCAAAUGUUAGACAACUAUCUUUAGAGAAGAAGAAAAAAGAAUCUUCAAUCUUGCAGAAUUUUAAACUUACUCAAGAGUUUGUUUGAUUUCUUGCAAGUUUAGCAUUAACAUAUUCACAAUUGCGUUAAAUAUAAGAUCAGUAGAUCUUCUAUCGCCAGGUCAUCAACAUAUAUAAAAACCAUCAUCAUAAAAGUUUAAUGAUUUAUUAACAAGCCAUUGACGUGUCUUUAAGCUAGACAAUAAAAAUUCACAAACAAUGAAGAAAUCCCAAGAAAAAAGCACAAUCAAAAUCUUCACACUCAGGCACACACCUCUCCUAUACUUACGCGAAAAAAAAAAACAAAUAAGCGAUUCACAACUAAUAAUUUUAUCUACAAUUGAGUAUCUGAUGAAAGUGCAUAAAUCAGCAUGCAAAAUUCUAAUUUAAUUUAAAAAAUUCUUAUCAAAUAUGCGUGCAUGCAUAUUUUAUAAAUUGUAUGAAAAAUUUCCUUUCCUACUGUCUUUAUUUCCAAUAUUUGCAUUAGACACUCUCAUCAGAUACUUGAUAAAAUAAUAAGAAUAAGAAGAAAAAAAUUGAUUCCGCAUAAUUUUAAAAUUAAUAAUUUAUUUUGCAUUCUUAAAUUGAUUUAAAAUUAAUAAUAAUGAAUAAUUGAUGAGAAAGAGAAUUUUCUUCACUUUCAUUUAAUUUGCAUUUGUGCUGAAUUUUCAGCUAUUUUUUCUACUCAUUUCACUUUCAUUUACAUUUCUUGUUUGUGAAAUUGGAUGAAAAUAAUUUCAAUAUUUGAACACUUUUAAGACUUAAAUCUUAUGUAACUGAAGUUAAUUUGAUUAAUUGAGAAAUGUUUUAAUUAAUUGUAGACAAUUUUGAAACAUAAAAAUUGAUUUAAUCUACCUUCUGGCUUUAAAUAAGCUGAAUUUGAUAAUGUAAUAAUAUUUAGUAGAUUUAAGAUGAAGGAAUAACUUAUGAGAUAAAAACGAACGAGA